Carica papaya (papaya) is the source of this 1894-nucleotide messenger RNA. RefSeq names its product UBX domain-containing protein. The record is from RefSeq and is a predicted model, not a curated record. Gene Ontology annotation, molecular function: ubiquitin binding. NCBI's taxonomy places the organism in Eukaryota, Viridiplantae, Streptophyta, Magnoliopsida, Brassicales, Caricaceae.
UCUCUCUCUUUUCACAGUCUUCUCUCUCUUUCUCCUCUCUCAGAUCGACGGCAAUGGCCAGACCAACUCGGGAUGCGAUCGACGCCUACAUGAGCAUCACCGGCGCCUCUGAAUCACUCGCUCUGCAGAAACUGGAGAAAGGUUUAUGUACCAUGCACUGAAUUCUGAUUGGUAAUUGCUAACCAGGAAUACGGAGGCAAUCUCAGCGACGCUGUGAAUGCCCAUUUUGGUGAAGUGGAAGGGAAUAUUCGGAAUUCAACUUCUGCUGCUUUUCCCCAAGACACUAAUAUGGAUAACCAAAAUCAGAUUAGAACUUCGCAACAAGGACUCUUUCCACUUCUCUCUGCUGCAAGGAGUUUCAGGCCUUCGUUGCUACUUGACCCCAGUUACAGAAGAAAUCUCCUUAACCAGAUAGCAGGCUCUGUUUUUGUUGGCCGUCCAGCUGGUGUUCUGGAUACAAGAGAACAGGCAGGGUUCCCUGUAGAGUCAAGUAGGCAGAAUGAGCUGCAUAGCCCUUUAGGACCAAGACAUGCUACUGAGGAUGUCACUAGAGUAUCACCACUUGAUGGCCCAGAUAUUCAUAGGGAUGUAAUGAGGGAUGAUGAAUCACAUAUGUAUGGCAACAGUACAGAAGAAGAAAUGAUUCAAGCCGCCAUUGAAGCUUCAAAGAAGGAGUCAUCUGUUAUUGGACUUUCACAAAGGCGACUUCAACAAGAAGAUGAUGAGUUGGCUCGUGCACUUUCAUUGUCCUUAAUGACAAUGGAGCUAGAGAAAGAAAAGCAGAAGCAAGAAGAACAAAAUCAAUAUUGCCAACUGGGAGUUUAUGAUUCAAGGCAAGCCUUUGAGAAAAAGAAUAGCAAAUGGAAGUUAAAGCCUGGAAGCUCAUCAAUUCAACAUGGAACUGAAGAAGUGGAAGAACAGCGCAAGUCCAACCAUAGUGGAAGUAAUCCACAGCACGCUGAAGACUUGCUCUACUCUGUUGAGUGGGGCAGCAUUUCUUCCAAGGAGCUUGAUGAAGCAGUUAUGCUUGAGACUGCACUUUUUGGUAAAGUUCCUGAGGGUACUUCAUCUCAUCUGCACACUUCUCAUAGGCAAAAUGAUACCCAAAGAAGCAGGAAUAUUGAUGUACAGUCUGGACCUUGUAGCCCAUCACAGUCUCUAAUGGAACAACGACAACUGCAAGAAAAACAGGACAAUGAGUAUCUUGCAUCCCUGUUGACUGAGAGAGAUAAAGAGAUGAAUGCUUCCAAGGAAGCUGAAACAAAGGUGCUUGGCAGUGACAGAGAGGAACUUGAGAGGUGGCUAGCUAUGAAAGAAGCUUCACUUCCUCAAGAACCAAAAGUGGAGAAUGAUGAUGCUGUUGCUCUUCUUGUUCGAAUGCCAAAUGGAAACCGUCUUGGCCGUCGUUUUCUCAAGUCAGAUAGGCUAGAGCAUCUUUUUGACUUUCUAGAUGUUAGUAGAGUGGUGAAGCCUGGUACUUAUAGAGUGGUAACGCCAUAUCCCCGCCGUGCUUUCAGUAUCGAUGAUAGUGCAUUAAGUUUGAAUGAGUUGGGUCUUGCCAGCAAACAAGAAGUGUUGUUUCUAGAAUUGAUUUAGGUACUGUCAACAAUAGUUUUUAACUCCCAAAAAAAUAUGCUUUAUGUUGUGAGCUUGUGUUUCUGACUGUUGGUCCCUGGGUGUGGAGAUUUACCUUGGUGAAGUUAUUUCGUACGAAAUUGACUUAGCUUCUGUGUUUCCCAUGACACCCUCUUGUAUUGGGGAAGCAUUUUACCCAUGGAUAGAUGUAUCUAAUAUAGAAUUUAACUAUAAAGUGAUUGUAAGAACUGCAGCUUUUCCUUUGUGUUUUGUUCCAGCACCAAGUGAUGAAGGUAAACAUAACGUGGGUUGUCCUCAA